Molecule: messenger RNA, 1926 nt
Organism: Symbiodinium sp. CCMP2456
Lineage: Eukaryota; Dinophyceae; Suessiales; Symbiodiniaceae
Source: the annotation of a GenBank genome assembly
AUGAGUUUAUCACCAGAAUGGCUUCUGCGGCGCUCGCAUUUUCUGCGCUCGGCUGUCCAAGCUUGUCUCGGCCCGUUUGACAGCGACGAGGCUGCCAAGGUUGUACCACUAUCAGAGGCGAUCCGGCUCCGCAUUUCUGCCUGUCCCGCUGCACCGACGACAUUGGUGACGAAAUCAACCACUGAAGGCGCUGACAGUGAGAACAGUAUCAAUGAAGUCGUAGCUGAAGAUGUGCCUUGCUCCCGCACUGCAUCCUGCAAAUGCACCGAGUGCAAAGCAGCCAUGGCUGCUGUCAUGGGCUUUCAAUCAGGGGCGCCAGUGGCUGCGCCUUCAUCCCGAACGGACCCUCAACGCGAAAUGCGACAAAAGUUUCUGCAAAUGUCGGCUGCCGAACGAUCUGAAGUUUUGUGCGGCGAUGACCAGACGUUGGCGAAGGCCGUGGGCACAUGGCUACAGGACAUGAUUGGGGCGACCUCCGCAACUCGCACGCAAAUGCAACCCCAGGAAGCUCUCGUUGCAGCCCUAGAUGAAACAGCGAUUUGGCAGCACGAAGCUGCUCGACGUUCAGCCAACGUCGCAGAAGAAGAAGAAGAGAAGGUCAUCUUGCCUUUUCGCUCCGACACAGUUUUGGCUGCACUCUUGCGUGGUGGUGGUUUUGAAGCUGUUGUGGCACUUUGUGGUGGCCCUGCGGACUGUACCCGCUGGCGCGCUCUCUCUUUGCUGCUUCAUUGCAGGUGCUGCGACGGAAACCAACUUGCCCAAAGAACUGCCGUGCCGUUCCUAGAGCCAGACGAGUAUGCAAGCUCUCCUCGCAUACAUCACCUGUCAGACAAGGUUUACACCCAAUUCUACGACGUUGACGCCUGGCUUGCGCCAAUGGUGGAUGCGGGGUUAACUCCGCAAAGUCAGCUGGUGGGGUUAACACACCUCGAGCUCGAAGCCCUCGACCAAGCGUGUCAAGUUGUAAGCAAACGAGCUGCAACGUUGCCCGCAGAACCACAUGACACGGCAGAUGCGGUUUGGGACUACCUUACCACUCACUGCAGUGCGGCUGAUGUCCUCGUUCAACUUGCAAAACGUCUCGACGUAGCAUCGCGGACACUCCACCAGAGCGCUGCAGCAUCAUCGUCAUCAUCAGACUCGUUUUUUGUGAAAUUGAGCACACGGUCUCCCAAGGAUUCAUCCCUCUUUGCUGCUAGAGCUGCCGCUGCUGUUGGUCUGGACGCUCAAUGCGAGGGCUCGCCCAUGCGAGUGGAAUCUGGCGGGGAGGCAAUUGCUUUGCUGACGACUUCCGAGCGGGUGCGCGCCGAUGUGCGAGAGACUCUACUCCUGGCUGCCCCAAGCACUCUCACGUCCAGUGGUGACUGUGAGUUAGCCACGCAUAGUUUGAUGUCCGUUGUGGUACGAGAGUGGUGGUAUGUACCGCGUUGGACCGAAAUGCGUGGUUUCGUGCGCCGGGCUAGCGCCAGGCACGGGAAUCGAAGACGCCUUACUGCCCUUUCAGUGUACAACAUCGACGACUCGCCACUGGACCAGUCUUCAUCCUCGGACAAUGCAUUGGCGAAAAACGCCAUGCAAGUGCGGGCUGCGCUGACCAAGUUUGUUGAGGCUCGUCUUGAUUCGGUCCUUGACGCGGCGGAUCUUGACCACGCCGUUGUCGACUUUGCUCUGCGUCCCUGUGACACGGAAGCCGUGGCAGACUUGCAACUGCCAAGCAACCUGCAGCGUGGUGACAGCGGCGGUAGUGCUGCUGACAGUGCAUUUUGUGCCAGGUUUCAGAUUGUCGUGCUGGAGCUCAACUCGUUUGGUUUCCGCAGCAGUGGAGCGCUCUUUGACUGGCGCGACGAUGAGGAUGCCACAAUACUGUUCGAAGGGGCGCCUGGUGGUGGACCACCACCAUUCCGAACCCAAGCAGGUGAAGUGUGA